Molecule: messenger RNA, 3549 nt
Organism: Candidozyma haemuli
Lineage: Eukaryota; Fungi; Ascomycota; Pichiomycetes; Serinales; Metschnikowiaceae
Exons: 1
Coding region: 1-3549 (1182 amino acids)
Biological process (GO): transmembrane transport
Cellular component (GO): membrane
Molecular function (GO): ABC-type transporter activity; ATP hydrolysis activity; ATP binding
Source: RefSeq, a predicted model, not a curated record
AUGAAGACAGAAAGUGUCUUUAAAGCUUUACAAGGACAUGUGGGUAAUUCCAGCUCUAUCAACCCAAACUUGCUUACAGUUGCUCUUGUCAGAUCCUUUAACUCAAACGCUUAUUUAUCGUUCUUAGCUCGCUUCCUCAAGCAAUUGCUGGAUUUCGUGAAGCCAUACCUUCUUUCAAGACUAAUACGGUUCAUUGACCAUACUGACUAUUCUGUAUCUUCUGGAAUAGCUAUUUCCCUUGCAAUAUACCUCAAUUCAAUGGUUUCAACAUACUUGGAAGCAUUGGAGGCGUAUAAAUCCAAGGAGCUCAACAUCGCCAUAGAAUCCUCAUUGAAGGCCAUGAUGUAUAAGAAACUCCUACGCUUAUCACCACAAUCCAAGGAACAGUACUCCUAUGGAAGAAUGCUUACACUCCUUACUUCAGAUGUAAGAAGGGUAAGUUCUGCUGCUGAUAAUCUUUCAAGUUUAGUUCUCAUCCCAGCCCAACUUCUAGUAUGCUUAGUUUCAUUAUGGAAUAUCUUAGGACUGGCAAUAUUGGGCAGUCUACUUACCAUACUGGUAUUCAUUACUUUAAAUUCAUACAUUUUCGAGCUAUCUGCUUCCAAACUAGAACAGCUACGGACCCUGAAGAUUAAAAGAGAUCAGGCUGUGAACGAGCUUUUCUCAUCCAUGAAAGCCAUCAAGCUAUAUGCUUGGGAGAGUGUAUUUAUAAGGAAGCUCUUCUUUAUAAGAGAAGAUGAAGAGAUUCCUGCUAAAAGAGGACUCAAAACAUGGAAUCGACUUUCAAACCUUUCGUGGCUGGUCCUUCCAUUUGUUGUUUCAUUUGUGACCUUUUCUUUACAAGGAAGCCUUUCAACCAGGCAAACAACUACAGAUAUUAUAUUCCCAACGCUAACGCUACUUCUGAUGCUACAGAGUCAGUUAACCAGUCUGCCGCAGCUUUUAUCUACUUUCCGGAACGCUAGACUGUCAAUUAAAGAAAUCACUGCUUUUAUGAAUGCACCAGAAAUUAAAGGUGGUUUUGUUACUGACGACUCCAAUAGUGCCAUCAAGAUAAGCAAUAUGUCUUUCAGUUGGGGCAAGCAGAAGGAGGAAACUAUAGCGCUUAAGGAUAUCAGUUUAGAUAUAAAGAAGGGAGAGCUUGCUUGUAUCACUGGCAAAGUUGGAUCAGGCAAGUCAGCUCUACUCUUGGCCAUUCUUGGUGAGCUAGAACUGUCCAACAAUAAUGAAAAAUUUACCAGAAACGGUCUGGUGGCUUAUGUGAGUCAAACUCCAUGGAUAGUGAACGGAUCAAUUAGAGAUAACAUUUUAUUUGGACAAGCCUACCAAAGGGAAUCAUUUGAAACAGUUCUUUCCGCUUGCCAGCUCCAGGAAGACAUUGAAAGGCUUCCUAAUAGAGAACACACGGUUGUGGGAGAAAAAGGAACAUCUCUUUCUGGCGGUCAAAGAGCCAGAGUAGCACUUGCAAGAGCUGUAUACUCUGGGGCAGAUAUACUAAUUCUUGACGAUGUUCUAAGUGCUGUGGAUAACCAUGUGGCUAGAAAGCUCAUUGAACAGCUCUUUUCUCCCCAGGGACUUCUAAAUGGUAAGACUGUGGUCCUAGCUACAAGCAACACUUCAAUUCUAGGUAUGGCAAAGAAAGUGUACUCUUUAGAGGAAGGGAAGAUGACUGCCCAUGCUGGUGGAUCGAGAUGGCCAGGUAUUGGAUGGUUACUGUCUGGAAAUGCUUCCAAGGAACCUAAUAGUCUCCUUCAGAAAGCAAGCACUUCUGUGAUUGCUCCAGCCCAGUUUGACUACGAUCCAUUCAAAGAACAUCUUGAAAGAUUGUCUGGAAGGGUAGUUGAGAGGUCACAGAAAGGAACAGUUCUGAGUAGUACCUACCUUGAUUAUAUCAAAUCCUGUUCAGUGCCACUUCUCAUACUUUCCAUUGCCCUUUCCAUCUUGUCAAGCAUGCUGCUGGCCAGUACCAGGAACUGGCUCAAGCUCUGGUCUGACAAUCCAAGUCUUGAGUAUUCUGCUAGAUAUGCUUUAUUUGGUAUUGCUACAGAGCUUGUUAGUUUCCUAGGCAGCUGGCUUGUGAUAUCAAAACUAGCAAUCGACGCUGGACAGUAUAUGUUCAGAAAAAUGACUUUUGGUUUGGUUGGUUCGUCUAUGGCCUUUUUCGAUACUACUCCAGUGGGUAGAAUCAUAUCAAGGUACGGUGAGGAUCUUGAGGUCUGUGAAACUCUGCUUCCAUCAGUGGUCUUUAACGUAUGUCGAGACUUUCUUUCCAGUGUUGUAACUGUCAUGGUGAUCACCUAUAACAGUCCAGUUACCAUUCCCCUUUUGUUCACCACAGUCCUAGCUUUCUGGUACUACCAAGCUGUUUACAUAUCAGCACAAAGGGAGUUUAAACGUUUAAGUUCUGGUGCUCUGGCACCGUUCUUUUCCUUAGUUCAAGCUUCAUUGGAUGGAGCAAGCACUAUCAGAGCUUACGGUCAGGAAACCUGGUUUGAGAAGGUUCAAUACGCUGAUAACGAUUUUCAAUCAAGAACCCAACUCUUGACUUUAUGUUUGCAGCAGUGGCUUUCCAUAAGACUACUGUUCUUCACUUCCAGCAUUUUAUUCUUUUGUUCUUUAUAUUUUGUGGUUAACAGGGCAGAAGUAACUGGAGGAACAGUGGGAAUGGUAAUGAGUUAUGCGUUUACAGUGUCUGGUUCGUUUAGAGCUAUACUUGGAGGACUCACAAGGUUGACUACGGACUCAGUUGCAGUGGAGAGGUGUUUGGAGUACGCUACUCUUGUUCCUGAAGAGGGGCCUAAGGAUGAUAAGAAAGGCUUACCAACUUCUGGUGACAUACGCUUCGAGAACUACUCAGCAGGGUACAAAGAGUCAGAACCUGUUCUAAAAAAUAUAAACGUUUCUAUUAAGGCUGGUGAAAAGAUAGGUGUUGUUGGAAGGACAGGUGCUGGAAAGAGUUCCCUAGUACUAGCUCUCUUCAGAAUGAUGAACCCUAUAGAGGGAAGAAUACUUAUUGGCGAUAAAGAUAUCCAGGAACUAAACCUUGAUGAGUUAAGAAAAAGCAUCAGUAUCAUUCCUCAAGAUCCAUGUUUGUUUCUGGGCACAAUCAGACAGAACAUUGAUCCUUUCAAUGAAUACCCUACUCAUAGAAUAUGGAAAGCCUUAGAAGAUGCAAAGCUCAUUGAUAUGAUACAGCUGUUUGAAAAUGGCUUGCAAAGCAGAGUAAACGAUAAUGGGACUAACUUCUCUGGUGGCCAGAAGCAGCUACUUUGCCUAGCUAGAGCACUUUUGAAGGAUUCCAGGAUUCUUGUUCUAGAUGAAGCAACUGCCUCAGUUGACUCUGAAACAGAUAAGCUUAUUCAAGAAGUUCUAGCUACAAAGACCAAGGGAAAGACGGUUCUAAUUAUUGCCCAUAGAACAGACACUGUCUUGGAUUCAGACAAGAUCUUGGCUUUGGAGAAUGGAGAGGUCAGAGAGUUUGGUAGUCCGCAGAGCUUGUUGAAGGAUAGUAAUAGUUUGUUCUUCAGCUUCAUCAACGCAGGCGUUUGA